Molecule: messenger RNA, 2974 nt
Organism: Chelonus insularis
Lineage: Eukaryota; Metazoa; Arthropoda; Insecta; Hymenoptera; Braconidae
Exons: 10
Coding region: 228-1796 (522 amino acids)
Source: RefSeq, a predicted model, not a curated record
GUUAGUUUAAAUAUCAUACACCUAUACAUGCAGCUAUCGCCAUAUAAGAAAUAAGUAAAGUGCCGGUAUGAUAAACUUAUAGGACGCUAGAGAUGCGUUAGUCAUUUUCGUUGGUAAUUUGGUCAGAUAUAGUUCAGUUGUUUCAUCAUACACUAGUGAUUUGUGGUGCUAAAAAAGUGAAAAGUAUUUUAUUAUACGAAAAGAAUUUGAAAAAAUAAGUGUUCUACAUGGCGGAUGAGGAAACAAAGAAGUGUUUGAAUGAUUGGGGAUUCAGUGAUUUAGUGGAUCUAUUUUCAGAACAAGAAAUCACUUAUGACUGCUUAAAAUCGCUAUCCACGGAUUUAAUCAAGGAAUUGGUUCCUGUUGUUGGCAAAAGAAUAAAAUUUAUUGAACAAUGGAAAAUAGCAUUUGGAACUACGCAACGCGUCAUUCAGUCUGAAAACGUCAUUGAUGACUCAACACCAUUGAGUGAAUCUACCGAAACAGCUCUAUGUUACACAAACCGACCUAAAAACAACUUUAAAAAAAGAACAUAUACGGGAGAAAGCGAGUAUAGAAAGCGUUUGAAAAAAUUAGAAGGAGAUUAUUUAGAUGAUUUGUUAAGUAAAAGAAGUAACUUAGCAGAUCCUUUGUUAGCUGAUUAUAAGAGAAACAAUAGACUGUCCGACGUAUCAUCUUUUUUGCUGUGCGAUUGUAUUGCUGAUGAUUUAGUCGUUGAUAAAUAUAGUAAGUUUGUGACGCAAGAUUAUAUCGAUUUAACAAACCAAAUUAAAAAAUGGUUCCCAACUGAGGAUUCAACGACGUAUUUUCGACCAGGAAUUCCUAAAAGUCUUUCCAAAAACAAAAAAUCUAAGAAACCUGGUGGCAGAUUGUAUGAUAAAAUUAAAAAUCGCAAAUCUUUAUUUGCCCAAUUAACAGGUACAGUUAGACGCAAAGACCAAUCAGAAAAUACAGAUGAAGAUGAAAUUGAACCACUAGCUGAAGACGUAGCUGAAAGUUUGGUAUGGUUGGAUCAUAAUCGUGAUUUUACACUAAUUGAUCAUCAUUGGAAGAUAACAGCUAAAGCUCGUAAUGAUAUAUUAAUGAAAUCAAAUGGAAAUGUCUUCGACUAUCUAAAAAAGUAUCCAGUGCUAAAAGAUCCAAACCAUGGUUUUCGUUUAGUAAAUAUUGAUUUUUGUGAGCUGUAUACAACCUCUGAAUCAAAAUUCUAUGAGCAUUGGGAAUGUUUCGUCACAAAAGUGUUUGAUCAAACUAUUAGAAAGAAAAAAAGUUAUACAGACGACGUUCAAGAGCUGUUAAAUAUAAUUGAUGAUGAAAAUACUAAUUUGUAUGCCAAACGUUUUGCUGAAAUAUUAUUAUUACCUUUUGCCGUUCCUCCACGAGCUGGUGUAUCUAAAGUUGAUAAAGAGUAUUGGAAACCAACAAUAUUAGAGAGCCAACAAGGAUUUGCAGUGCAUGCUAAAGACGUUGGAGAUAUUGAAAAAAUUCAUGAAGAUAAAGUAACACAGAUGCGCAAAAAAAAAACAACUGUCCAGCCAUAUAUACUCGGAAUAGGAAAUACUUUAAAAGAUGUGAAUAGUUUCAUGGUGAUACUUGAUAAACCUCUUUAUCGUUUUGAUUCACCUUUAACAGCACUUUUAAUUUGUUUCAAAAUAUUUUAUGUCUGGAAUGUUGGAUUUCCGUUACAAAGCAAACAAAUUUGGACGUUGUUACAGCACGGUAUUUUGAAAUUUACAACUGAUACUGAUGAAAAUAUAACUCAUGUCAGUAAGCUUCUUGAGCUUAUUAAAAAUUAAUUUAAUUACUUCUCGUUGUAUUAGAAUGAAAAAUUGAGUUUAGAAAUGGGUAUUAUAUGUCCAUAUUGCGAUUGUCAUUUUAAAAUAAUGAAUGACCUAUUUGUUCACUGUAAAUUAAAACACAGUUUAUAUUUUAAUCGAUCGGUUAAAUGUAAACAACCAUUCUGUUUACGAUUACAUUGUGAUUAUUAUUCUUUAAAGAAACAUAUUCGUUUAAAACAUAAAAUUCCUGUAGAGGAUAAUAAUAAUGAUAAUUUUAGUAAUUUUAAAGAUUCAGUAGCUUGUGGCAAUGAUAAUAAUAUAUAUACUAUACCAUUAUCUCCAAUAAUACAACCUUCAUCAAAUUCUACUACUCAAAAUAUAUCUCAGAAGAUCACACUUAAUGAUGUAAAAAAUUCAGUUCAUAGUGCAGCGAUUAGUUUUCUUUCUAAAUUACAUGCGAAUCCCAAUAUAUCAAGAUCUGCAAUACAAGGUAUAGUUAAUAACACAUCCGAAUUAUUUGAAUCGUGUGGUGUUCAUUUAGUUAGAGAAGUCCUCCAAAAUAAAAACGUUUAUGAUUCUGAAGUAGAUGAAAUCCUUACUAUUAUGACUAAUCCUUUGAAAAAUUUACAAACUGAACAUCAAAGAAAGGAAUUUUUUUCAAGUACUGGAUGUUUCAUUAAACCACAACGUUUUACAAUCGAUACUGUUCUUAGGCAAAAAAUUCAAGGAGAAAAAAAUAUUCAUGUUUUAAGUAAUGCUACGGGAGAAUUUAUUUCAAUGCGUCAAGUAUUAAAAAAAUUUCUGGAGCUGCCAAAUGUUUACAAAUUUAUUGAUGAAUAUAUGUGUAAAAAAGAAAGCGAAAGUUUGGGUGAACUUGAUAGUUUUUUAAAAGGUACCCUUUGGCGGGAACUGAAAUUGAAAUUUGUAAAUAAAAAGGUCUUCCCUUUAACUAUUUACUUCGACGAACUAGAAAUUAACAACCCUUUAGGUUCUCAUAUUUCAGUAGAUAAAAUUGGUGUAAUCUACUAUAAAAUAACUUCUUUACCCCCAGAAUAUUCAUCAAAAAUUGAAAAUAUAUUUUUAGCUCUGAUACAUCGAACUAUGCAUCGAGAAGAUUCAUUUGGAAAUUCGAACAUUAAUGAAAUAUUUAAAAAUUUAAUUAACGAACUGAAAUAUUUAGAAAGUGAGGGCCUUGA